UCUGCUGGGCUAUUGGAAAUGGAAGGACCCACGGCUCCCAAGAUGAGCUUCUGUCUCAGGCAUUAGUUGGAGCCCACGCUGAGAACCCAGUUAACCGUCAUCCACACGACUCGUUUUUCUCCAGGUACCAGGGUGUCAUGGAAGGGCUGCUGAAAAGAUGCAGAACACUGUCUGCCUUGGCUCUCUGCAGCCGCCACCUCUCCAGGUACGUUACCCACAGAUGCUACCAUUGUGCCCCGGGGAGGCGGCAGCGCUUGGUUUUGUCCCGCAUGUUCCAGCCUCAGAACCUCCGGGAAGACCAGGCGCUUCCUCUGGAGGGCAGAGCUAGCGAUCUGACCUGUAAGAGCCAGCGGCUGAUGCUGCAGGUGGGCCUGAUCCUCCCAGCAAGCCCCGGCUGUUACCACCUCAUGCCCUACACGGUUCGUGCCAUGGAGAAGCUCGUCAGGGUGAUAGACCAGGAGAUGCAGGCCAUUGGGGGGCAGAAAAUCAACAUGCCGAGCCUCAGCCCCGCUGAGCUGUGGCGAGCCACCAGCCGCUGGGACCUGAUGGGCAGGGAGCUGCUGCGACUGAGAGACAGGCACGGCAAAGAAUACUGCUUGGGACCAACUCAUGAGGAAGCGGUUACAGCCCUGGUCGCCUCCCAGAAGAAACUGUCCUACAAGCAGCUUCCCUUACUGUUGUACCAGGUUACCAGGAAGUUUCGGGAUGAGCCGAGACCCCGUUUUGGUCUUCUCCGUGGCCGGGAGUUCUAUAUGAAGGACAUGUACUCCUUUGACUCCUCCUCUGAGGCCGCCCAGGAGACCUAUGGCCUGGUGUGCGAUGCUUAUUGCAGACUGUUUGAUAGGCUGGGGUUACGAUGGACGAAAGCCAGGGCAGCUGUGGGCAGCAUUGGGGGCACAUUGUCCCACGAAUUCCAGCUGCCAGUGGACAUUGGAGAGGACCGGCUUGUGGUCUGUCCCAGCUGCCACUUCUCAGCCAACACAGAGGUACUAGACUUGUCGCAGAAAGUCUGCCCCGACUGCCAGGGUCCACUGACAGAAACCAAAGGCAUUGAGGUGGGGCACACGUUCUACCUCGGUACCAAGUACUCCUCCAUUUUCAGUGCCCAGUUUACCAAUGCCCACGGGGACCCUUCGCUGGCGGAGAUGGGGUGCUAUGGCUUGGGGGUCACUCGGAUCUUGGCUGCUGCCAUCGAAGUCCUCUCUACAGAAGACUGCAUCCGCUGGCCCAGUCUCCUGGCUCCGUACCAAGUCUGCCUCAUCCCCCCUAAGAAGGGCAGUAAGGAGGCAGCAGCCACUGAGAUGGUGGAGCGCUUACAUGAUGACAUCAUUGAAGCGGUGGCACAGCUCCGAGGGGAGGUCCUUCUGGAUGACAGGACCCACCUGACCAUCGGAAAUCGACUGAAAGACGCCAACAAGCUUGGCUACCCCUAUGUGGUCAUUGCCGGCAAGAGGGCCCUGGAGGACCCCGCCCACUUCGAAGUUUGGUGCCAGAACACUGGUGAGGUGGUCUUCCUCACCACAGAGGGAGUCCUGGAACUGCUGGCUGGUGUUUGUGUUGUCUAAGUGUCUAACCACACCUGUCCCUGGGCUUGGUGUCCACUGUACGACUGUAGUUCCCUCCACUUCUCUGGCUUCUUGUGGAAGGGAGGCCAUGCUAGGGAACCCUGUACUCAUUCCUUAGGAUGGUUCGUAUUUAAUCAUUGGCUGAUCCCCUGGACUGGCCAUCUACCAUGUGCCAUUCAUUCAGCACGUAGACACUUCCGUUACACAGCCCCCCAGCCCUCUACUUUUGAUGGUUUUGUUUGCUGAGGACCUGCCUCGAGCCUCUACGGUGAGCAUCUUCAUGUGCUGCUUCUAGACCUUAAAAUCUUCACAGAUGUGUGAUGUGGGAUUCCCCUCUGUAUGCUAUGAAUACCAUUGGUUAAUAAAGGAACUGUUAGGCCUGUGCAAGGCAGAAUAUUUUCCCCAAGGUAGGUGGGGAAAAUGCUGGGGGAAAGAAGGUGGAGUCAGGGAGAAGCCAUGGAGCUGCUGCCAGAAACAGAUAUUGCCAACCCUUUGCUGGUAAGCCACAGCCACAUGGCAAUACACAGAUUAAUGGAGAUGGGCUAGUUUAGAAUAUAAGAGUUAGCCAGAAAUACGCUUAAGCUAUUGGCCAAACAGUAUUACAAAUAAUAUAGUUUCUAUGUGGUUAUUUCGGGAGUCUGGGCAGCUGGGAAAACAAACAAGUGGCCUCCUACAACAGAUGUGUAUGCUGUAAACUUAAGGAAAGCUGGCCUAAAGGCACUUUAAAAGCCAGAUUCCAAGAAUAGAGAGCCGGUAGACUUCAUAAACGUGCAAGCUGAAUACAAUGAUGCAGAACUCCAGGAACCCCACAUGCAGGGACGGGGAAACUUCUCUAGUACUCGGUUUACAGAUGGGAAACAACCUGUGUAGAGGGCCGAAUUUGAACUGCAUAGAAACUCUGUGCAGGGGUGACUUGAGGUAGCAUUCUCACAGGCUUGGCAAGUCAGGAGGAGGCAAACCUCUCCCAUCAGUAGAGUGCCUUGCCAAUGGUCAGUCCUUGAGAACACAGAUGUGCACUGUAGUUCAAAGGCUCUGAUUAGGUUGUGGUUUGUCUUCUGCUGAGGUGUUUUUACAUAUUAUAUUACAACAAGAGUUUUUCCCAUAACACUGAGCUUUCUGUUUAGAUUAGCUAGGGCACGAAGCUCUUGAAAUUAGUUGCAACCCAGUGACUAGCUAGUCUAUGAAACUAUUUUCAUGUAUUAUGGGAACCUAGUUUGAAUCAUGAUUUGAGUAUUAUAAAAAGAGCACUGGCUUUGCAAUAAAGUAUGCAGUUGUAUCUCCUACUCUGCAUCCCCUGUGUCCUGAUUUCUGUGGCACUAUCCAGGGUCAUCCAUAACCGAGGAGGCUGGGGAAGAGUCCCCAACAAGCCUGGAGUAGGAACAAAGUGUCUCAUGCCAUGGACCUGGUGAGUAGCAAGUCAGCCACUAAGCUGCCAAAGCCUCAUAUGCAGCUGCCACUGGUACCCAUUCUCUGUCUCACAAGGAGUUAAAUGCAGGCACAGUGCCACCUUUGGCCAGCCUUGAGUUUUAGGCAUUGGACUCAGGGGACCACUAAGCUAGUGUUCUGGUAGCUGCCAGUGUGAUUUGGUGAGAUGAGAAGAGGCAUAAUCCUAGAUUUCAUUCUUCCUGGGAUUAUGACCUAAGACAAAUUGUCCUUAACACACUCAUUCUUGGCAAGGUGCUCAGAGGAAUGGUAGCCUCCUCAUAGGGCGAUAUGGGGUUGACAGGGUCACUUGUAACACUUAACCUUUAGUGUGCACUCAAGAAACCCCUUUCUUCCCCAAGGAAGCAUUCCCAUAACUUAGGAAAUCCCCCAGGAGGCCUGGCUCUGUCACUAACGUUAUCCUAAGAUCUGGAUCUUGCUUUUGGGGGUUGGAGCUUUGUAUCCAUCCCGGGAAGAGUCGAACAAGUGGGGCACACCCACAGAAUGUUUCAACUUGGGACAUCCAGACAACACACCCUACUCAUUUCUCAGCCCAGGGAUUUUACCUCUUGCCAUAAACUGAUGGCUGGGAUGUUGGCUGGAUAAUGCAGGACAGGCAGAACUAUCACUGUUCAUUCCUUGGGGAGGUGUAGCGGCAACCGGCUGGGAAAGAGCUGAAUUACUACUUGGGGACAAAGGCUGGUACAUAAACCCAUCAUGUAAAUCAGCCUAGAAUGUAAAUCAGGGCUCCAUUAAUAUUCUGUGUUCUAAUGGAAGAAACACCUGCUGAGCCAUCAAUAAAGGAACUCUGCAGAAAUAUGUUGAAAUUGCUCCUUUUUUAACUGCUUGGCUGCCAGGCCUCAUAAGAGUUCCUGCAGCCCAUUUCUGUAUUAAGAUGCCUGUAUGUUUUAGUGGAUUGUUUUGCUACAAUGGCUUUGUUUUAUUGGGAAAAGGAUGGGACAUAAUUUUAAGUGUUAUUGCAAACUUAAGUAACAUUAAAAACGAACAAGGUACUCCACUUAAUAUCAAACAAUGGUUUAUUAGGAAAAGGAUGGGACAUAAUUUUAAGUGUUAUUGCAAACUUAAGUAACAUUAAAAACGAACAAGGUACUCCACUUAAUAUCAAACAAUGGUUUACAUUGUAGUGAGAAUCCAGACUGGAGACACUGAAGAUACAUGAUACACUUAAUAGUGUAUCUAUGGCUUCUAUGACUGUGAAGGAGACUUCCUCAACUUUUGUGUGGGUAAAAUGGAGACAGUGCCUGGGCCUUUGCAGGCACAUGGUAAGUAGCGACUGCCCUUACAUACAUUAGGUGAUACUUUGCAUGUAAGUUGGGGGCACACACAAUGAACCAGCAGAAAGGGUGAUGUGUUUAUACUUCCUAUGUUCAGGCAGAAUCCUAGUGAGGGACUGAGUCCCCAGUUGUCAAGCCAGCAGCUUGUCAGGCUGCUAACAAGCUCCCAGGCUUGAGCUUAGUUGCCCUUGGCUAAUGCACACUGCAGGGUCAGCAAGGUGCAGGGGGCACACCAGGUAAUGGCAACCAUGCAUCCCAUUGGCAAGGGCAGAUGCUCCUGCUAGGGCUUUCCUCAGAAACAGGCUGUAAGCCAGGCGUGGUCAUGCUUUUUGUGGAAGUAAGGUGUAUUUCAAAGACAUGAAGAAUAGGACAGUGGCUACCAGAGUAAAUGGUGCGCUGGGAAUGGUGCCAGAGAACAGGGAGGAUGGGAAGGAUGGCUGACCCUUUAAAGUUCUAUAGCACAGGAGGACAACUCUGGUUAACAAUGCUUCACUGCCUAUUUUAAAACGGCCAAUCGAGAGGAUUUUCAAUGUUUCCAUCAAAGUAAUGAUGUAUAUGUGACUGUCAUUACACAGUACAUACAUGUACAGAAAUGUCAUACUACACCAAGAAAUUCCAGUUACUAUGUGCCAGUUUAAAUUUAAAAUAUUUUAGAAAGUACUACAUACCUUAAAACAAGAUUAUCUAGAUGUGCACAGUUUAACCACACAGAUCUUAAAAGCAUAGGGUUUCCUCUGGCUGGAGUGUCAGAUGUAGCAGGGGAAACCAGGCAUGAGACACACGUGACAGGCCACAGAGGAGCAGUUAGUCACGGAGACCCAGGAACCAGAGAGAGGCUUCCAGAAGCUAAGGACAGCUCCUGCUGAGGACUGGUGAGGCAAGGGGUGCCUCAGUUCUACCUCGGUGAACUGAAUUCUCUCAGCCACCUGAACAGGCCUGAAGCAGAUUCUCAGAAUCCCCAGGAAGAGCCCAGAAGGCUGACAUUUUUAUUUCAGCCUUGUAAACCCUGGCGCGGAGAUACCAGCUGAGCCAGGGCACAUCUCUGGCCACAGAACUGUCUGCUGCUAAAGAAGACAGAAUGGAAGAGGACUGGGAGCCCCACUGACGGAGUUCUGUGGCCGCAGGCUCUGGCUGGGGGUUGGGAAUGCUGCAGGGCCCAGCGACUGCCAACGCUGUACUGUAAGCAUGGAGCGAGCGGUGCAAAGGCCCCUGGGCCCAUGGCAAGCCAGGAGGCAGGCCCAGUCUUUACAGUCUUGCUAUCUCUGAAGGACUCAAGAGGGUCCCGAGUUCAAGUCCUGUUCUACUUUGCAUUGGCUAGUUGACUUUGGAAUGGUUGCUUAAGCUGUCCUUGCCAUCUUUAUACACUGCCUGCUGCCUAGAGGCGUGGGGAGAUUCAGGGAGCCGGCCUGGCGCAGGUGCUCAGUAGGUGGUUGUUCUUUCUCUGGAGUCAGGCCAGCAGGUGCUGCCCUGCAGAGGCUCCCUCAAGGGGCCUUGGCUCUGCUAGGACUGUCCACCUUCUUCAACUUUAUAAAUCUCCACAGGUGCUGGACCUGUUCACAGUGAGCCACCCUUUUCUGGAGGUCACAAGCCCAUGGCUGCUUGUGAAUCGUUGAGAUGCUGAGUGGGUUCAAUGCCAGGCCCUGGCAAACAGGCAUUGAAGACUACAGGAAAGAAAGUUGCACAGUGAUGUGAGCUCUCAGCUACUGCUCCAGCACCAUACCAGCCUGCCUGCCUGCCUGCCUGCCGCCAUGAUCCCCACCAUGGUCUUGGGUUCUAACCCACUGGAACCACGGGCCCCAGUAAACUC
Molecule: messenger RNA, 6089 nt
Organism: Alexandromys fortis (reed vole)
Lineage: Eukaryota; Metazoa; Chordata; Mammalia; Rodentia; Cricetidae
Gene: Pars2
Product: prolyl-tRNA synthetase 2, mitochondrial
Exons: 4
Coding region: 138-1565 (475 amino acids)
Biological process (GO): prolyl-tRNA aminoacylation
Cellular component (GO): cytoplasm; mitochondrion
Molecular function (GO): ATP binding; proline-tRNA ligase activity
Source: RefSeq, a predicted model, not a curated record